AUGGGGUCCAACGGUACAGCUAAUUCGACGGACACUCCUGCUCCCGUCCCGCUUAAUCCCGGGGAUGCCGCUUGGCUUCUUACAUCUACCGCACUCGUCAUGAUAAUGAUUCCGGGUGUCGGUUACUUCUACAGUGGUCUUGCUCGCAGCAAGAAUGCUCUAUCGCUCAUCAUGUUAUCCAUGCUAUCUCUUGCUGUCGUAUCAUUCCAGUGGUGGUUAUGGGGUUACAGUUUAGCUUUCAACUCAAACGCCGGCAAGUUCAUCGGCAAUCUCGAAAAUGCAUUCUUUAUGGAUGUGGGUAGUGAUACAUCAACUACCGCAACAGCUCUCACGUCAAUCCUCUUCGCCGUCUACCAAGGCAUGUUUGCCGCGAUCACGCCAGCACUCGCCAUCGGUUCAGCCGCCGAACGUGGCCGCAUCGUUCCUGCCAUCAUCUUCAUCUUUAUAUGGUCGACUAUUGUUUACGAUCCCAUUGCUUGCUGGACAUGGAAUCCACAGGGUUGGGCAUUCCAACUCGGUGUUCUUGAUUUCGCCGGUGGUACGCCUGUCCACAUUUCAUCUGGUGCUGCUGCUCUUGCAUACUGUAUCAUUGUCGGUAAACGACACGGUCACGGAACUGAUGAAUUCAAGCCCCACAAUGUUGCCAACGUCGUUCUUGGAACCGUUUUCCUCUGGUUCGGUUGGUUUGGGUUCAACGGUGGUUCAGCUGGUGACGCUAGUGCUCGUGCUGCUAUGGCUUCAUUCGUAACAAACUUGGCAACUGCUGUCGGCGGUCUUACCUGGAUGUUAUUGGAUUACCGUUUGGAACGUAAACUUUCUGUUGUUGGAUUCUGUUCUGGUUGUGUCGCUGGUCUUGUAGCUAUCACCCCUGGAUCUGGUUUCGUCGGACCACCAGCUGCAGUUGCCUUUGGUGUCGCUGCUGGUAUUUGCUGCAACAUGGCCGUAAAAUUGAAGCACAUUUUCGACUUUGACGAUGCUUUGGAUGUGUUCGCUGUCCACGGUAUUGGCGGUCUCACUGGCAACAUCUUGACUGGUAUCUUCGCCCAGAAUAAAAUUGUCAUGCUCGACACUGCAGCAGUACCGAUCGAUGGUGGUUGGCUUGAUGGCAACUGGAUUCAAGUACCUCGUCAACUUGCCGAUUCUGCCGCUGGCAUGAGCUACUCUUUCACUCUCACCUACAUUAUCCUCUUUCUCAUGGACAAGAUUCCAGGUCUUGCUAUUCGUGCUGAUCAUGAAACAGAAACUCGAGGUCUUGACGAAGCUGAACUCGGUGAAUUGGCUUACUACCACGUUGAUCGUCUCAUUACCGUCAAUACAAGGACUGGCGAGACAAAGUCAAUCAAGGAAGAGACAGUCCAUCAGGGCAACGACACCAACGUCACGAUUGUGUAA
Molecule: messenger RNA, 1392 nt
Organism: Paraglomus brasilianum
Lineage: Eukaryota; Fungi; Glomeromycota; Glomeromycetes; Paraglomerales; Paraglomeraceae
Source: the annotation of a GenBank genome assembly